ACUGCUCGUCACUGCCCUCGACGUCCACGACGCCCUCGACGACGACGACGACGACGACAGCGACGACAACGACGACAAACUCAAUGCCCACGCUGCUCAUCUACAACCCCAUCUGCGGGGACCGCGGCGCGAAGACGCUCAUCACGACGCACGUCCUCCCGCUCCUCGAGCACGCGAACCUCACGCCCGACGUCGUCCUCGCGACUGAGCACGCCGGCCACGCCGGGGCGUUCGUCGUCUCGCACCUCGAGCAGCACUCCGGGCCCUUCACCGUCAUCCUAGCCGCCGGCGACGGCACCCUCCACGAGAUCAUCGAGGCCCUCACCAACACCCCGCCCAAGGGCCAGCGCGCCGCCGCGCCCCCCGCCAAGCUCAGCUUCGCCCUCGUCCCCAGCGGCACCGCCAACGCGCUCUACUCCAGCCUCUUCCCCCCGCUGCCCGACGAGGACCCCACCGCCUACGCCCUCCGCAGCGUGCACGCCCUCAUCGAGGGUCGCCCGAGCGCGCCCCUCACGCUCGCCCUCACCUCGCUGCGCUCCCCGCCCGCGACGCGCGCCCCGCCGCGCGUCGCCGUCUCCGCCGUCGUCGCCUCGACCGCGCUGCACGCGAGCAUCCUCGCCGACUCGGAGGCCCUCCGCGCGGAGCUCCCGGGGCUCGAGCGCUUCCAGCGCGCGGCCGCGCAGAACCUCACGCGCUGGUACAACGCGUCCGUCAAGCUCUUCCCCACCGCCGCCGCGGGCGUCGUGCAGAUGUACGACCCCGAGACGCGGGCGUUCGUGCCGCACCAGCACAGCACCGAGGACGACCCGAUCGUCGACCUCGGGGGCCCCUUCGCGUACUUCGUCUCCGUCGUGAACGUCGACCGCCUCGAACCGAAGUUCAGGAUCGCUCCGCUGUGGCGGGACGUCAAGCCCGAGGGCGCAGCGCUAGAUGUGGUCGUGCUCAGGCCGGAACGCGACCCGAGCGUGCAGAUGGACUCGGAUGAGUACAGGGAGGCGUUCUCUGAGAAGCUGAAGGGCGUGUUGGGCGGGGCGUACCAGGACGGCGCUCACGUCGGGCUGACGUAUGCGGACGAUGGGUGUGUGCGCGACAACGGCGAGGGAUGGCCUGUCGUGGAGUACUUCAGGUGUGGAGGAUGGAUGUGGGAACCCGAUGACAUCGACGACCGGGCACAUCUCGUCUGCGCAGACGGCGACAUCCACGAGAUCGAGAAGGGCGGCAAGGCAACAUGCUCAGCAGCAACGCCCUCGGACGACAAGUCCGGCUUCGCAGUCUUCGCGUAA
Rhodofomes roseus is the source of this 1283-nucleotide messenger RNA. RefSeq names its product ATP-NAD kinase-like domain-containing protein. The record is from RefSeq and is a predicted model, not a curated record. The transcript has 2 exons. Bases 84 to 1283 code for a protein of 399 amino acids. Gene Ontology annotation, biological process: sphingosine biosynthetic process. Gene Ontology annotation, cellular component: intracellular membrane-bounded organelle; cytoplasm; membrane. NCBI's taxonomy places the organism in Eukaryota, Fungi, Basidiomycota, Agaricomycetes, Polyporales, Fomitopsidaceae.